AUGCACGACGAUAUUUCUGACCUUUCCUCCGACCUGAGCUCGGUUCCCUCCUCGCCUAUCGCUCCCCCCGACUUCUACCCUACUCCUACGCCAUCACAAGAUCCAGAGGUCCCUGCCAAUGCCGAAGAGGAUAUGCCACCCGCGCGCAAGCGAAGGAAGGUCGAGCCAAAACCUCGAAUCACACAACACCUCGACCUUACUUCCGAUGCUUCACAAUCACGCUAUGACCAACAGAACGCCCUCGAACUUCUUCUGAAAACAUUACGAAAGCGGCGGAAAAUUGUGGUGGUUGCAGGUGCUGGUAUUUCGGUUGCUGCAGGCAUACCUGAUUUUCGUUCCUCCCACGGGCUCUUCGAAAAUUUAAAGCAUAAGCACAAGCUCAAGGCUUCUGGAAAAGGCCUCUUUGAUGCGUCGGUGUACAAAGAUGACUCGUCGACGUCGACAUUCCAUGAUAUGGUUCGCGAUCUAUCGUCAAUGGCAUCGAAAGCAAAGCCGACACUUUUCCACCAGUUGGUAGCAAGGCUCUCGUGUGAAGGUCGACUUCUUCGGUUGUACACGCAAAACAUUGAUGGCAUUGACACCUCGCUUCCACCACUUGCCACCAAAGUUCCUCUGAGCCACAAAGCACCCUGGCCUCAAACAAUACAACUCCAUGGUGGAUUGGAGAUGAUGAUGUGUCAGAAAUGCCAGCACACUUCAGGUUUCCAGCCAGAGCUGUUCCAGGGUGCAACUCCGCCUCUUUGCCCGAAAUGUAUGGAGGCCGACAGUCUACGGACACAUCACGCUGGCAAACGGAGCCACGGUAUCGGCAAGCUUCGUCCACGGAUAGUCCUCUACAACGAGCACAAUCCUGAUGAGGACGCCAUCGGCGCAGUUGUAACCUCAGAUCUGCGUACCCGACCGGACGCCAUCAUCGUUGUUGGCACCAGCAUGAAGAUUCCGGGCGUCAAGCGCAUCGUGCGAGAGAUGUGCGGAGUUGUGAGAAGCCGGCGAGAUGGGGUUUCUAUAUGGAUCAAUCGAGAUCCGGUACCUGUUGCGAAGGAAUUUGAGGACUGCUGGGAUCUGGUGGUUAAGGGCGACUCCGAUGAGGUGGCUCGGCAGAUCAACUUCAGGAAGUGGGACGACAAUUCCGAAGAGUCGUCUGCGGAAGAGUACUCGUUGAGCGAGGUAGAGCGAGUACAAGCCAGGCAAGGACCGAUCGAGGUGGUCAUCCCACGAAGCCCAUCACAGCAGAAAAAGAAACAGUCAGUCCUAGCAGGUUUAUUGACUCCUCCCACGAGUCAUGAUGAUGAGAUGAGCGAUCGUGGACAGAGUCUGAGAAUUUCAAUUCCUAUACCAGCUCGGCUUCCUAAGGUGCAGAAUCCGGCCAGUAAGGGUCGGUCGAUACACGACGUGCUCAGCAAGGAGAACAAACACAAGAAUGCUGGUCGGCCCAAAGGAUCGCUCAAUAAGAAUAAGUUCGGAAGCAGUACUUGUGUUCCCAAACAGGCCAUCCUCACGGGGAAAGUGACCAAAAAUAAUAUGCCCGGUGGUAAAGUUGGCAGGCUCAAGCACCAAGCAGACCACGCUCCGUUAUCUGUCCAACCCAACGUCAAUCCCGUUGUCAUUUUCCCCAAUCUAUCUCAAAACACAUCCUCCGAAUCAUCACCAACACCAGAUUCGGUAGAGGCAGGCAACUGGCGGAGUGCUAACACAAUUUCUCCUUCCGGGCGUCUUCCAUCCGGAAUGAAGGAUUUGUUGCAUUAG
This is a messenger RNA of Endocarpon pusillum Z07020, 1746 nucleotides long. RefSeq lists its product as uncharacterized. The transcript has a single exon. Gene Ontology annotation, biological process: replication-born double-strand break repair via sister chromatid exchange; regulation of DNA repair; negative regulation of transcription by RNA polymerase II. The record is from RefSeq and is a predicted model, not a curated record. Gene Ontology annotation, cellular component: mating-type region heterochromatin. Lineage: Eukaryota; Fungi; Ascomycota; Eurotiomycetes; Verrucariales; Verrucariaceae. Bases 1 to 1746 code for a protein of 581 amino acids. Gene Ontology annotation, molecular function: histone deacetylase activity, NAD-dependent; NAD+ binding.